Erpetoichthys calabaricus (reedfish) is the source of this 621-nucleotide messenger RNA. Its product is annotated as defense protein l(2)34Fc-like. The annotation marks the transcript as partial. Gene Ontology annotation, molecular function: oxidoreductase activity, acting on metal ions. The transcript has 6 exons. The record is from RefSeq and is a predicted model, not a curated record. Lineage: Eukaryota; Metazoa; Chordata; Cladistia; Polypteriformes; Polypteridae.
AGGUUUCUUUGUUACUUAGCAUCAUCGCUGUCCAAUGGAGCUCCUGUAUCAGCUCGUGCCGAUUUGAUACCUCGACACUCAGGGGUCCAGCCACAGCCUUUUCCUAUUCCAUACACCAUUGAUUUCAAGAGGAACUUGGAUGCAAAUGUGCAGACCUUCACGGUUGUAAUUUUGGGUCCAGAUUAUAAGGGUCUGCUUCUAGAAGCUCUCAUGCCUAAUAGUAACAUUGCUCUGGGGAAGUGGCAGACUCCUCCUCCCAACACAAAAUACUUAAAGUGUUCUGGAAAUGAGCAAGAUGCUAUUACGCACUCAAACACCCAGAUCAAAAAUAACUCAACUACAUAUUCAUGGAUUCCUCCUUCUCCCAUGCCUCCUGCCAUUCAGUUCAUGGCUACUGUAGCACAAUCCCGUAUUGUAUACUGGCUGAAUGUGAAGUCCAGAGUGAUAACCACAGUCACAUCAAGUCCAGAAAAUACUGGGACAAUCUGCAGUGCCGACAAUUUGAUCAUUAUCUUUAUUGCUCUUCUGCUCAACUUCCUAAGCUACAUUUAAGAAAAUCAGAAGAGUAAUGAAUUUUUCCAGGGAAAAGUGUUGUGAUGAAACUGACUACUACAUAGCUUU